This is a messenger RNA of Lampris incognitus (smalleye Pacific opah), 4279 nucleotides long. It is a transcript of the gene gab1, whose product is annotated as GRB2-associated binding protein 1. The record is from RefSeq and is a predicted model, not a curated record. NCBI's taxonomy places the organism in Eukaryota, Metazoa, Chordata, Actinopteri, Lampriformes, Lampridae. Bases 40 to 2319 code for a protein of 759 amino acids. The transcript has 12 exons.
GAAGAAGCAGAAGCAGAAGCAGCAGCGGCAGCAGCAGAUAUGAGUGGGGGAGAUGUGGUGUACGCGGGCUGGCUGAGAAAGUCGCCUCCUGAAAAGAAGUUACGACGUUACGCAUGGAAGAAGCGGUGGUUUGUUCUCCGAAGUGGUCGUAUGACAGGCGACCCAGAUGUGUUGGAGUACUACAAGAAUGAAAAUGCAAAGAAGCCCAUUCGUGUGAUAGACCUUAACUUGUGUGAGCAGGUUGAUGCUGGGCUGACUUUCAACAAGAAGGACUUGGAGCACAGCUUCAUCUUUGACAUCAAGACCAUUGACCGUGUGUUCUACUUGGUGGCAGACACUGAGGAGGACAUGAACAAGUGGGUGCGCUGCAUUUGUGACAUCUGUGGCUUCAACCCCACUGAUGACGAUGCAGCAAAGGCUACUCACCAGUCGGCCAUAGGAGGCUCAGUGGUGGAUACCCCGCCUCACCCGGCAUUGGGCAGUGUGGUUGGCCCAGCAGCAACCAUGUUGACCGCUGUGCCCCCUCCAUAUCACCCGGUUAGUGUGCGCCAUCUGGAUUCCCAGUCCAGCAUUGAGGAGCCCCAGGACUACUUGUGGCUAGUACACUGUGAGAGCAAGAAGCCCGAACCCAACAGAGCCCACGCUGAGUGUUCCAAGUCUACCUCUUCAGAGACGGACCUGAAUGAUAACCUCCCUUCCCACCGCACACCAACAUCCUCGACCUCCUCAGCCAAACACACCUCACACAAUGGCUUCUUCCCCCAACAUCCAGCCCCCGCCUCCGCUUCUUCCAUUUAUGACUCGCCGCCGUCACGUGGUGCAUCCCUCUCAGCUGACAGCGGCUUCUACCACCUCCCUCGCAGUUACUCUCAGGACACUGUGCUGCUUCCGAAGUCAGCCUCCUCUCCUUCUGCCCAUCCAGACAAUGGGGAUGCCUCGGACCUAUACGUUUUCAACACACCGUCUAGGAAGCCCUCCAUGGAGACGCAGAUGCGCAACCUCUCGGUCAGCUACGACAUCCCGCCUACUCCCGGUGCCAACUCCACAUACCAGGUGCCUCGCACAUUGCCUUCCUCAGCAGGAGCGGUGGGCUCAGAGGGUGUGGGAGAUGUAGUGCCUCCUCCUAGACCGCCUAAGCCUUCACUCAGCUCCACCUCAGGACCCCCACCGCCUCCAGCUGAGCGCUCACCCACAGACAGCUAUUGUGUGCCCCGCUCAGCCUCCGAGACUGAUGGGAACUACUGUGUUCCCACCAGUGCUGGGAGUAAAGCACUACGCAGCAACACUAUUGGUUCAAUGGACUCCUCACGCCUCCGGAAAGAUUUUGGAUCCCAGGACUGCUAUGACAUCCCCAGGUCAUUUCCCUCUGACAAAAGCUGCUCUUUUGACUUCAACGAAAGCUUUAACAGCUAUUUUAAAAACAAAGGCAUGUUGCCUGUUGGUAGCCAGUCCACUGAGGAGGUUGACCAGAACUAUGUGCCAAUGAGUGCCAACUCCCCAUCGCAUCAUCACUCAGGCAGCCUGUCAGAGCCCAUGCAGGAGCCCAACUAUGUGCCAAUGACUCCAGGCACCGUGGAGUUCUCCUCCCUGGGAAAGCAGGUCCCCCCACCUGCCCACAUGGGCUUCCGCUCCAGUCCCAAGACCCCUCCUCGCAGGCCCAUGCUCAUCAGUGACUGUCAGCCCCCACCUGUGGACCGGAACCUCAAACCUGACCGUAAAGGUCAGAGUCCUAAAAUAAUAAGAGCAAAGGGUGUCGGUUUAGAGCGAACUGACUCGCAAACCGUAGGUGAAUUUCCAAGGGGACGACGCAAGGGUAAACCCGCCCCACUGGAGAUCAAACCACUACCAGAAUUUGAGGAGCCCUGUGCACCUGUCCGCUCACCUGUCACACGGUCAUUUGCGCGGGAUCCCUCUAGGUUUCCCAUACCGCCGAGACCCCCGUCAGUGCAUAGCACGGCCUCCAGCACUGACUCCGAGGACUGUGAUGAGCAUUAUGUAGCCAUGAUCUCUAAUAUGUCAACAGAUGAACCAAACCUGAAGCUAGGCGCACCCAUGGCUGCAGACGAGGGGAGCAGCCCCAUGGUGAAGCCGAAGGGAGAGAAGCAGGUGGAGUACCUGGACUUGGACCUGGACCCUGGCAAGUCUACCCCACCUAGGAAGAGGAAAAGCAACGGGAGCGGCAUGGCGGCAUCAGAUGAGCGUGUGGACUACGUGGUUGUGGAUCAGCAACGGACACAGGCCCUCAAGAGCACCCGGGAGGCAUGGAAUGAUGGGCGCCAGUCCACAGAGACAGACACCCCCACCAAGGGGCCAAAGUGACCCCCCCACCCCCCCCUGACUACCACCACACCCUGACCCCUAUCCCGCUGGACCUUAAGACACUAACGCAGGCGCUGGUUGGGCACUCGUGGCCAUGUCAUGUCACCUUCCAACUCACUGAGAUCCUAAGUCUGUUGGGGCCAGUGGAGCACCAUAUCCACUGAAUUUCCUUUAGUUUACACUGCUGUCGGGCCAAGGGCAGCAAAGCGACCCCGGUGUUACGAAGGGGUGUGGGCCAGGAAUAAGCUGUAUGCAAGGAUGGAAGCAAGUGGAAAGAAGGAUGGGGACCCGUCUUCUGGGUUGGAGUUGGCGCAAAUACACGACAUUUGUCUGAAUACAUACUGCCUCCGAAGUUGGAUUUUAGUUAGAAAGGCUGACAGGAGGACGCAGAGAUGGUGUCCUGAAAUGACAGUGCUGUUAAAUAAUAUUUUCAAGGCUCAGCAAUUUUCGGUUUUUAUUUUUCAAAGUCAUCCAGCAUGCGGAAUUUCACCACAAGAGGACACUGUUACAUAACCUCACACGAACAGGAACAACUUUUGGAUCCGUGGAAACAUAAAAUCUGGGUGUUUUUCGGUGAAAAUCAGUAAAAACCGAAAAUGCUAAGCCUUGAAUAUUUUGGAAGACUUGUGUGAAAUAAUUUAAUGAUAUGAUUACAACACUUGUCUUGUACAAUACCUAACUGUCAGAGAUGGUUGAAAGUGGUUGAUUUCCUCAAGUGCGAUUUUUUUUUUUCAUGACCACUGAUCAGAAAUCAGUUUUACAGUUUCUUCACUAACAGUACAGUUAGUAAGGGUGGCUGAGAACUGAUUCUCAAUUGGUGCUUAUGGAAAACGUCAACAUGAUUGUUAGAAAAACAAGGUACACCAUCUGUACAUUUAACCAGGCCACGGGUUUGAUAUUGGCAUACUAGAUAUUCUCUUUUCAAUGCAAAAAGCAGUUCAACUCGAGAUCGUUUUAAGAAACGCAACCGAGCGCUCAGUCCGAACUUUGGGAUUUACUCAAAGCUUCAUUUAAUCCACUGAAAUUUUUUUUGUUUCCUAGUUACUAUGUAAGUCAAACUGCUUCAGUCUUUUUUUUUGAAAGGAAGGGCAAAGACCAUGUACAAAAGUGUUAUGUAUAUAAACAGAAAAAAAGUGUCCUUUAUUUGUAUGAAAUAUCUAGUGUGUUUGACCUGGAGAAAAAGAGCAUGUGGAUUCUGCAGGGUAGAAUCCUCUGCAACAUGCAAGACGGCAACCAGACUUGUGAGAACUGAAUGAAUCACUGUGAGUUUUUAUAAGGAAGUUAACAGGCUUUCUAAAAAAUAAAAAAAAAAGUUAUGCAAAAAGGUAUCAAACUUAGGCUAGAGAGAGUUAAGAUCAGGUACUCUUUGGGAACGCAUUCUAAUUCAGCUGUCCACCUCUAAUUUAUUUUUCUAGUUAUUUCAUUAGGUGGACUUUCUAUCCACCGCUAGCUCAGUGGUCCGAGUCCACGCAGACGAAGAUCUGCUAUAAUGGAGACGCUUAAUUUGACGGCCGCCGGUCAAUUAGUUUCAGAAGUGCGUUUUUAAUUCCUCAUCCUGUCUCGUCUUAGGUUUAAUUUAUUUCAAAAUGGAGUGGCAUACACUUUUGGGAAAUAUGACUGCCUUAUCUUGUCGACUUUGACGCGUCUUCUGUAGAUACUUCUUUUUUUUCCUGAAUAGACGUUUGCAUUACUAACCUUUCAGCUGUGACUCGGACGUCCCAAGCAUGUUGCUACCACGAGAGAUUUUUUAUUUUUAUUUUGCUGUAUAUAUUUGCCGUCAACUUACUCAAGCAUGUCAACUGAGCUGAAAACUGUGCCUACUAUGUCAUCUUCAUCCUUGCUCAUUAUUCCUCUGUCGUGGUCUCGUUGUGACGUAGACUGCAGCUCUGAUGACGCUUUAUCUUUUUUAAUAAAUCUAGCAAAAUGUCAAUUAAGUGGACUAAAUAAAAAUACAAUCUUU